CUCAGAUACCGAAUUCCCCUCGACACUUGCAUUGAGCUCGCUAUACGAUUUUCCAUCACCACUCGAUUCAACAUGGCGGCUGCUACUGCGACCACUACAAUGUCCAGCGCGACACAUCCUCUCGUCACAAAGUGGUCUUCUCGAUACCGUGGGGCUACUGUUGAGGACCUCGACCCCCCAGCCGCCCUCUCUCUCAACCCCUCCGAUGCCAUUUCUCUCGCUCUCCUCUCCGCUUUCGAGCGCGACUACACCCACUUGACCAUCGUUGAUUCCGAUAACCGCGCUCUCUUGGGCUACAUUUCCAUCCCACAUUUGCAGUCGCUGCUCGACUCGGGCAAGGUCAAGCCCAACGAUCCUCUCUCAACCGCCAUGACACGUUUCCAGCGCAAGGGCCGCACCUACAAGGUCAUUACCAUGGAGACCACCCUCGAAGAACUCGAAGACUUUUACCGCGGAGGUGUGCCCGAAGGACCUUGGGAGCAGGAAUUUGCCGUCAUUACGGAUGAGAAGAGGAGGUUUGUCCUGGGCGUUGCGACAGUGCAGGAUCUCGAGGAGUUUGUGAAGCGGAGACCCGAGUAGAUCGUCAACUUUUCGUUUUGGAAUCAAUGGAAUCAGUUUUGAAGAGUAUAGGUCAUAGGGAGGGCGGCAACAGGAAAGGCAGAGCAUCUUGAAUGGGCGUUGGGGAAUAAUGAUCUAAACAUCAUAAGAUUGUGAUGGGCUCGCUGCAGCCUGUCAAGCAGGAAAGCUGCUUUCAACAUAGCGCAAUACCCUGGGGAUAAUAAACCUUGAUGGAUAUUACUUUCACGUAUAAAUUGCAUAAACAUUUACAAAUCUGGUUGGCUUGAUUGAUCAAGUAUCUAUUCAUUUAUUGAGGAAGCUGACCCGUAGGGCAUCGAG
This is a messenger RNA of Fusarium graminearum PH-1, 897 nucleotides long. RefSeq lists its product as uncharacterized. The transcript is spliced from 2 exons. The record is from RefSeq and is a predicted model, not a curated record. NCBI's taxonomy places the organism in Eukaryota, Fungi, Ascomycota, Sordariomycetes, Hypocreales, Nectriaceae. Bases 73 to 579 code for a protein of 168 amino acids.